Molecule: messenger RNA, 1572 nt
Organism: Penicillium mononematosum
Lineage: Eukaryota; Fungi; Ascomycota; Eurotiomycetes; Eurotiales; Aspergillaceae
Product: sugar porter family MFS transporter
Exons: 4
Coding region: 1-1572 (523 amino acids)
Biological process (GO): carbohydrate transport; transmembrane transport
Cellular component (GO): membrane
Molecular function (GO): carbohydrate:proton symporter activity
Source: RefSeq, a predicted model, not a curated record
AUGACUUUCUACCUCGUCACCUUCUGCUGCGCCUUUGCCGCACUGGGAUCAUUCCUGUUUGGCUAUGAUUCUGGCAUGAUCUCUUCCAAUAUCGAGCAGGAGGCCUUUCUGCGCCAAUUUGUGUCUCCGAACUCGUCUGAUGCCGCCGUUAGGGGCAUCAUCUCCUCGUAUAUCGGAGGCGCAAUUGUGGGCUCGGUCCUCGCUUCAUAUGUUUCGGAUUACUAUGGCCGCCGAAUGGUCCUCUUCAUCGGAGGUCUUCUUGCGAUUCUGGGUGCUGGCCUCCAGGGAGGCGCGGUCACUAUCGCAAUGCUUAUCGCCGGUCGAUGCAUCGCGGGUCUGGCAGUCGGGCAGAUGUCUGCCACUAUUCCCGUUUAUUGUAGCGAGGUUGCCCCACCACAGAUUCGGGGGAUGUUAGCUAGUAUGCAGCAAUGGAUGAUUGGCUCGGGGUUCGUGGUUGCUCAAUGGGUGGGAUACGGGUGUACCCUUCGAGGUGGAGCCUUCUCCUGGCGUUUUCCACUCUCCUUCCAGGCCGUGCCAGCAAUAAUCCUCGUCUGUGGCGUAUGGUUCCUUCCAGAAUCGCCAAGAUGGCUCAUGGAAAAGGGCAGAGAAGGAGAAAGUCGCUCAGUCCUCGCUCGUCUUCAUCUCAACCGGAGCGCAACCAACAACCAUCUACUCGAACACGAGCUCUUCCAAAUCACUGAGAGCAUAGCAUCCGAGAAGCAAUCCGUCAUACGGUCCUGGCGGCACCUUAUUCUCUCCCCGCGCUGGCGACACAGGAUCCUCUUAGCCUGUGGUCUGCAAUUAUUCACCCAGUGCGCAGGCACAAACGUAAUCUCAAGCUAUGGCCCACGGCUCUUCAACACGCUCGGGCUUACAACAUCAACAUCCCUCAUAGUAAUCGGAGUCUGGGGUGCGCUAGCUCAGUUCUGGAACACGGUCUUUAUGUUCUUCAUCGACAAAGUCGGACGUCGGAAACUGCUCAUCCCGUCACUGCUCGGCAUGGGAGCAGCGCUGUGCAUCGAAGCCACGCUCGCGCGGUACAUCGAUUUCAGCGAUACCAACGCCAACCCACAUGCUCUGCGAGCUGCAAUCGCCAUGUUUUUCGUCUUCUCGUUCUUCUUCACGGCCCUUGGCAUGAUCUCCUGGGUCUACCAGACUGAGAUCUUCCCCACGCCCAUUCGAGCGCGCGGCUCGUCUAUGGCGACCGCCACGAACUGGAGUGUUAGCCUUAUCUUUUCGCAGUGCUCGCCUAUUGCAUUGACGGAUAUCGGGUCCAAUUAUUUAUAUUGUUUUGUCGCGUUCAAUUGGGUAGCGAUGGUUGUUGUUUGGGCCUUUUAUCCUGAGACUGCGCAUUGUUCUCUUGAGGAGGUCGAAGAGGCUUUCGUAACACAGUUUGCUGCUGAGCCGUCGGAGCAUUCUUUUGUUAAUGAGAACGCUCCGGUGGCUAUUACACCGCGCUCGCAGAUCCGACAUAAGGGGCUGCAUCCGCUGUCGAUGCAUCCUACUGAUACUGUUAGUAUUGGCAGCAGUCACAGUGGGUCUGGGAAUGGGAUGGAAAGCAAGGAGGUUUAG